Molecule: messenger RNA, 783 nt
Organism: Aphanomyces astaci
Lineage: Eukaryota; Oomycota; Saprolegniomycetes; Saprolegniales; Verrucalvaceae
Exons: 3
Coding region: 1-783 (260 amino acids)
Source: RefSeq, a predicted model, not a curated record
AUGUGCACUUUGCAGAUUGCGGCGCUGGGGGCGUUGAUCAAGGCGGCGGUGGACAUUCCUGGCAUGUCGGACGAUGACGAGACCGAGAUCAUCCAGAGCGCCGUGGAGAAGAUCGUGGCAGACGUCGAGAGCUUCAUGCCACGGGCGUACUGGGAGCGCAUCGUGACGAGCAAGGCCGUGCCGGAUGCCCAGCGAGAGCUGUUGCAGUCGCGCCUGUUCGUGUACUAUGGCGACAAGUUGCCGUAUCUGCCGUACUUAAGUGAGGACGACGAGCGGCUGAUCCUGCAUGCGACGAUCGCAAUCUUGACCGAUGCCAUGGGAAACACCAAGCUGGACGACAUUUUGUCGCAAGAAACCACGUCGUUGUCGCUGAUUGCCAUCUACAUCCGGGAAGCCAUGGGGAUCGACGACGUGGAAAUCCUGCGUCGAAAGGUCGCCGACAUGAUCAACUUGCCCAUUCCAAUGCCGCAACCGGUGGUCAACUGGUUGAUUGAGAAGGGUGUCGCGGCGCUCCUGUCCGUGCUCAGCCGUGCCGUCGACGUGUCCCUGUUGGAAUGCUUUGGGAAGGACGCGACUCACCAUGUCAAGACCAUCGGGGAAUUUCAAGCGGUUUUGCGAGGGAAUGUGACUCGGCUGCUCCACAACAAGAUGAGCGUGGUGCUGCUCCCCGCGUUCGUGGAGAGGUUUGUCAUUUCCAGCGUGAUCGACACGUACUUUGAGCUGUAUGUGACCAACGAGCGCAUCAACACCGCCGUGAGCAGCGUGAUUCGGCGCGGCAAGUGA